Messenger RNA from Macrosiphum euphorbiae (potato aphid), 615 nucleotides. The record is from the annotation of a GenBank genome assembly. NCBI's taxonomy places the organism in Eukaryota, Metazoa, Arthropoda, Insecta, Hemiptera, Aphididae.
AUGAGCAAAAAAACUAUUGAUUUAAAAUUAGCCGUGUAUAUUGCUACUCACUCCUCUAUUAUGAGUGUAGAUCAUCUAGGCGAAAUACUUAAAUUAACUGGAAAAAACACACCUUUUGCAAAUCUAAGGACAAAAUGUUCUUCGUUAAUUAAAUAUGUAUUAGAACCAUCAUUACUUGAAGACCUUGUUAAAGAUAUUGGUACAAGCUGUUUCUCAAUAAUUGUAGAUGAAUCUACUGAUGUUUCAGUAUUUGAAUACUUAUGUAUAUGUAUUAAAUAUUUUAGUUUUAAGGACGAAUCUGUAAAUUUACAGUUCUUGGGUAUAAUUGAAGUUAUUAGUUGUACAGCAGACUCACUAUAUAGUUAUAUUUAUGAUUAUAUGCAAGAUAUAGGCUUAGAUUUAAAAAAUUUAAUUGGUAUAGGCACAGAUGGGGCCAACAAUUUAUGUGGAAAAUAUAAUUCGCUUUUCACUCGUUUAAAACAGAUAAGUCCCAAAUUACAAAUUGUGGGAUGUAUUUGCCAUUCUUUAAACAAUGCUGUAUCCAAAGCGUCUGAAAAGUUUCCAAGUUCAAUUGAUUACCUCUGUAGGGAAGUUUAUAAUUGGUUAGUAGUAUAA